AUUGACGUCCAUCUUGUUUUUCUGUAUUGGCGAAAGAGGCAUUCUGAACCCCUUGUUUACUUUAAUUUUUGCCAGAUUAUCAAGGGUUUUUUGCCUCUCGUUUGCAAUUAUGUCGGUAGUUGAUAGAUUAGACGCCGCUAAACACUCUAUAACUGGCUCUUAUAUAGCCAAAAUCGUUUGCAAAGCAUCAAGCCGCGAAGUUAUGGGACCGAAAAGGAAGCACUUGGAUUAUCUAACCUCCUGCACACAGAAUGACAAUGUUUCGAUUCCAAACUUGGCGGAUUUAAUAUUUGAACGAUGCACGAAUUCCAGUUGGGUUGUAGUUUUCAAAGCCGAAUGCACUUUCCAUCACUUGAUGUCAUAUGGGAAUGAGAGAUUCAUCCAAUACUUGGCUUCAAGAACAUCAAACUUCAGUCUUGGUAACUUUCUGGACAAAAGUGGUGUUCAGGGGUAUGACAUGUCAACAUUUGUCAGGAGAUACGGGAAAUAUUUGAAUGAGAAAGCUUCUUCCUACACAGAAAUGGGAUAUGACUUUUGCCGAAUCAAAAGAGGAAAAGAAGAGGGUGUUUUAAGAACUAUGGAUGCUCCCAAACUUCUCAAAGCCCUCCCAGUGUUGCAGCAACAAAUUGAUGCUCUGCUUGAAGUGGAUAUUAAAUCAAGUGAAUUGACAAAUGGUGUGAUAAACAGUGUUUUUGUACUUCUGUUUAAGGAUUUAAUCAGGCUAUUUGCCUGUUACAAUGAUGGAAUUAUAAACUUGCUUGAGAAGUACUUUGACAUGAACAAGAAAUCGUGCAAGGAGGCACUAGAGAUCUAUAAGAAAUUCAUAACUCGCAUGGACAGAGUGUCUGAGUUUUUGAAAGUUGCAGAAGAUGUUGGUUUUGACAAGGAUGAUAUACCAGAUCUUAGUAAGGCUCCUAACAGCCUUUUGGAUGCCCUUGAAAACCACUUGCAAUCAUUAGAAAAAGGAAAGGCAACUAACCCACCUACAUCAAAGCCAUUGACAAUACCAAGCAUUACCCUCCCACCAUCGGCAACAGAUGCUUUCAGUGCUGGCAAGUUUACAACUAAGUUUGAAGGAGAUGAUGCUACCGAUGCUGGCCCAAAAAAUGACCUUCUUGAAGAGGAGGAGAAAUAUCUUGAUGCUUUCAAGAAAGCAAAAGAUUCUGGAACACAGAUUCAAGUACCUCCAGCACAAGCAGCAACUCAGUCACCAGGCCAACCCAAGCAGUGGGAGUUGUUAGGUGAACCAGCCCAGCCUGCUGUAGCUCCACUAGGAUCUCCUAGUGAUGACCUCCUACAACUCAAUGCAGCAUUUGCUGCUCCUCCUUCACUGUCAAAUUCUGCAGCUUUUUCACAGAGUCCUUCCUUCCCUCCCAGCCAAGGCUUUUCAGCUGCACAGGGCUUUGGACCAGGCUCAGUGCCAAAUGGUUUUGGUGCACCUCAAGGUGGUCUCUGGGGUGCCCAAGCCCAAGAAGCUCAAGCCUCUUCCAGUGGUUUUAGCAGCAGCAGUACAAACCCAUUUGACAGCCAAGGUCAGGAUGAGUUUGCAGCAGUUUUCGGUGCUAAACAAAGCCCUGUUCAAGGUCCUGAAGGUCUGGGAGACAUCUUGCUCCCAACAGUUUCUAGUGGAGGACUUCCACCAACACCAAUGGACAGUGGUAUGAGCAGGGAGCAGUCAGGAACAGACCUUCAUUCCAGCCUACAGAGAGUUGCCAAGUCCUUAGAUUCAUUUUCCUUCACCAAUGGAAACAUUAUGGGCACAGCUGGUAAAACACAGCACCAAUGGACAGCACCAGCACCACAGAGUAAAACUGGUGGACCUAACUGGCAGGCACCCAUUACAGCGAAAACAACUUUACCAGGUGCAGGUCUGUCAUCUGUGCAGCAGCCAGCUGGACUCAGACCACCCUUCACACAGCCGCAACCAAUGGCACAUCCUUUCAUGCCGCCUGGCCAGCCAGCAGUGUUCCCCCCUCAACAGGGCUCCAUGUUUCCAUCUCAACCAUUCCAACCUCAGAGACCCGUACAGCCUAGCGACCCAUUUGGACCUGUCCCUGGAAAUCAGGUUAGAUUCUAAAGUCGAUGCCUUCAUAAGAUGUUGGAUUGAUCACACUGGUCUGAAAUGAAAACUUCACGUGAAUAUACAUUGUAAAUCUGGAGAGAUAAUCUCAAGCGGAGCUAUUUUCUAAGACGGUUUUGUAGUCUCGACUUUCAUAUAGAUAAGCAAUCAGAAUUGUUCCCAGGGAUACCCUCCCAACCAGGGAACAAGCCGGCAACUAAUCAUUCCUUCCAACGUUUGGAAGUCUAUCUUUCCUGUGACUUUGUCACGCAUUCUGUUGUCACGGGUUUCCUGCCGUCACGCAAUUUUUCUUGGAUGCUUUUGCGUGACAAUCCCAGAAGGGCUUUCGACAGAAGGAAGAUAAUGCUCCAGAUAAGCUGGGUUUUACGCAAUUUAGGGGACUGACAGGCCAGCGAUUCAAUGAAGUUUAUUGCUGCCAGUGCAGCAGUGCAAAGGGGGCUUUUGCUAGUAAAGCUGUAGCAGAAAGGUAAUCUCGUUUUGCAAAGCUUUUGUUUCCGGUUAGGGGUUAAUUAGUUUCCCUAGGAAUUUAGAAUGUUUUGUAUAAUUUGACCAUUAAUGCAAUUUCCAUCAAGACCUAAUUAAGACAAAUGCGUGGAACGAGAACUGGUCUUGAAAUAUAAUCACAGUACAACAUGUUUUGUUUGAUUGUUCAAAAGUUAUUUUUGAUUCUCCUUUUUGGUCAAUGUUGUUUUUGUGAUACCUGGUGUUGAUGUCACUUUUUCAUCCAAAUUCAUAUGGACUUUUACAGCCUUUUUUACUGCCUUCUGCCUCCAAAAAAAAUGCACUUUGUUCUUAAACAUGGAUUUCAUAUUUGCGAUGUGGGCCACAUUGUCAACUGCACUAGAUUUCGACGUUCAAAGCACCAGGCUGAGCCUGGUGUCUGUUGUAAGCUGGUCUUUUGUCAUUUUUUGUUUUGCAUUUGGAAAUGUGAUCCACUUUACUCAAUCAUUGUUCUGUGCUAGGAUUAAGUGGUCGUUCUUUAGUCUGUCCGAGGUAUCGUGAAUUUAAGAUACUUUCACAAGAACUCAGCCAGAAAUUCUUUUGGGGCGUCAAAACGAACAACCUCAGAUUGUCUGAAAUUGAGAACUCGAUCCGUAUCUUCCUCCUUGAGAUGCUACAGAGGAAGUUUGCCUUUUAAUUUUGAGUAGUUUGUUUGGACGGAAAAAUUAGCUUUGGCAUUAAAAGAAACCAUAAAAUAUUAGUUUGUUAAAGUGGCAAAACACCAAACGAAAAAGGAUCAGGGAUGGUCAAAGAUGGAGACGAUCGAAACUGACCGCAAAUGAGAAGCGCGCGUAAUUUUGAAUAAAUUCUUCAAACAGUAACAUAGCCAUAUUAAAGAUAUAUUGAUGGUACUGUUUUAAUUUACUUUCAUUGAAAAGAGACAAACCCCAGUUCAAAGGCCAAAAAGGCAACUAAGCAAAACGAAACAAGCAGUAUUAUCGACCACUUACGAUCAAAUUUUCGUGACUCGACGUGGAUCUUUAUUUGCUAAGAGUGUGAUCGUCUUUUCCAUGAUUUUUCUGGAAGCUUUUCCAUCUUGAUAUGAAAUAUCCUUCAACUAACGCGUGCAAAUGCUGAAGUUUUGAUAAGUGCAACAUUAAACCAAUUACAAUGUAUCCUAGUGAGUCAGUAUAUUAUAAAUAGUUGAGACUUCAUUGUAAGUUGGUACCAAUUGUUUAUUAAUGAAAGGUUAAGUGCGUUAGAGACGUAACACUGCAUGACAUGAACAAUAAAAACAAUGCCGUA
Stylophora pistillata is the source of this 3826-nucleotide messenger RNA. Its product is annotated as phosphatidylinositol-binding clathrin assembly protein LAP. NCBI's taxonomy places the organism in Eukaryota, Metazoa, Cnidaria, Anthozoa, Scleractinia, Pocilloporidae. Gene Ontology annotation, cellular component: synaptic vesicle; clathrin-coated pit; clathrin-coated vesicle. Gene Ontology annotation, molecular function: clathrin heavy chain binding; phosphatidylinositol-4,5-bisphosphate binding; 1-phosphatidylinositol binding. The record is from RefSeq and is a predicted model, not a curated record. Gene Ontology annotation, biological process: clathrin-dependent endocytosis; synaptic vesicle budding from presynaptic endocytic zone membrane; clathrin coat assembly.